Messenger RNA from Lepus europaeus (European hare), 3621 nucleotides. RefSeq names its product endosomal transmembrane epsin interactor 3 (gene ENTREP3). NCBI's taxonomy places the organism in Eukaryota, Metazoa, Chordata, Mammalia, Lagomorpha, Leporidae. The record is from RefSeq and is a predicted model, not a curated record. The transcript is spliced from 12 exons. Gene Ontology annotation, cellular component: membrane. Bases 693 to 2798 code for a protein of 701 amino acids.
CGAAGAGAUCCGCCGCUGCCCCCACCCCUGGGGCCGCGGCUGGCCGGGACUACAACUCCCGGGGUGCACCGCUCUGCCACGCCACGCCCCUCCCCCAGCACCGUCCGGUCCAUCCCCAUCCCCCGCCUCCAGUCCCCGACCUGCUGCAGCCCGAGCCGGGGAAGCGGAGUGUGGUGGGGAGGGGAGCGGUGCAGGCGACCCGGGAGACAGCGGCGCCGCGGCCUCUCCCCACCAAGCGGGCCCGGAUGCCACUGGACACCCAGAGGGCACACCGACCCCUCCCCUCUUCUCUAGAUUGAUUUGCAUCCUUCUCGCCCUUACCCUCCCCACCCUUGCCUGUGCUCCGGGCCUCCGCCCUCUGCUCACUCUGGGACCGGCCCUUCUCGGCUUCCCUCUUCCCUAGGGAGAUGCGAUGAGCCGGUGCCCCCGCGUCCUCCUCGCCGCCCCGGGCGCGGUGCCCGUCCAGUGCCCGUGGUGGGGAGGGAGUACCUCGCGGUCCCUCCGUGACGCCCCUCCUCUGGGCCCCCCCCCAGCUGGCGUCCCUGGGCCAUGCCCCGGGGGACCCAGCCAGGGGGUGGGCUCUAGAGCGAGGGGCGUGGAGAGGAGAAGGGACGGGGCCUUGGGCGCCUCUGAGAUGCUCCCAAGCGCCUGGUGGGGCCGAGAGAGGCAUAGGCAUCCGGGCGGCAGGCAGGAUGCCCUCGCCUAGUGACUCCAGCCGCUCGCUGACCAGCCGGCCCAGCACCCGGGGCCUGACCCACCUCGGCCUCCACCGGCCCUGGCUGCAGGCCCUGCUCACGCUGGGGCUGGCCCAGGUGCUCCUGGGCAUCCUGGUGGUCACCUUCAGCAUGGUGGCCUCCUCCGUCACUACCACCGAGAGCGUCAAGAGGUCCUGCCCGUCUUGGGCUGGGUUCUCGGGCUGGGUGCAUCCUGUGGCAAGGGGCUCACACAGAUGCUUCCCUGCCAGGCUGAGCCUGUGCCCACUCUGUCCCCAGCUGGCGUUCUCCGGGGUUGUUGGCAUCGUGUCCUGGAAGCGGCCAUUCACCCUGGUGAUCUCCUUCUUCUCCUUGCUCUCGGUGCUCUGUGUCAUGCUGAGCAUGGCGGGCUCUGUCCUCUCCUGUAAGAAUGCCCAGCUGGCCCGAGACUUCCACCAGUGUUCCAUGGACGGAAAGGUCUGUGUGUGCUGUCCCCCUGUCCCCCUAGUCCGGCCCUGUCCCGAGUCAGGGCAGGAACUGAAAGUGGCCCUUAACUCCACCUGUGAAGAAGCCCGAGGGGCCCUCAAGAACCUGCUCUUCAGCGUCUGUGGGCUCACCAUCUGUGCCGCCAUCGUCUGUACCCUCUCUGCUAUCGUCUGCUGUGUCCAGAUCUUUUCCCUGGACCUUGUACAUACGCAGCUGGCCCCCGAGCGCUCCGUCUCAGCUACCCUGGGGUCUCUGGCCUGCACAGCCUCACCCCCAGCCCCUCUCCUACACACCAUGCUGGACUUGGAGGAAUUUGUACCGCCCGUGCCCCCACCGCCCUACUAUCCCCCAGAGUACACCUGCAGCUCUGAAACAGAUGCACAGAGCAUCACGUACAAUGGCUCCAUGGACAGCCCCGUGCCCUUGUACCCUACCGACUGCCCCCCUUCAUAUGAGGCCGUCAUGGGGCUCCGAGGAGACAGCCAGGCCACGCUGUUUGAUCCUCAGCUUCAUGAUGGCUCCUGUGUCUGUGAGCGGGUGGCCUCCAUUGUAGAUGUGUCCAUGGACAGCGGGUCUCUGGUGCUGUCCGCCAUCGGUGACCUCCCCGGGGGCUCUAGCCCGUCCGAGGACUCGUGCCUGCUGGAGCUGCAGGGCUCCGUGCGCUCCGUUGACUACGUGCUCUUCCGCUCCAUCCAGCGCAGCCGCGCCGGCUACUGCCUCAGCCUGGACUGCGGCCUGCGGGGCCCCUUUGAGGACAGCCCCCUGCCUCGGCGGCCCCCGCGGGCCGCGCGCUCCUAUUCCUGCUCUACCCCUGAGGGCCCACCCACUCUGGGCGCCCCCACGGCUGCCCGCAGCUGCCACCGCCUGGAGGGCUGGCCGCCCUGGGUGGGCCCCUGCUUCCCCGAGCUGAGGCGGCGGGCUCCACGGGGAGGUGGCCGCCAGGCGGCUGCGGCAGCGGUGACAGCAGCAGCACCCCCCACGCGAGCCCCCACACGGCGCUUCAGCGACAGCUCAGGUUCCCUUACCCCACCGGGGCACCGGCCGCCUCAUCCGGCUCCCCCGCCACCGCUGCUGUUGCCGCGGUCCCACAGCGACCCGGGCAUCACCACCUCCAGCGACAAUGCUGACUUCAGGGACCUUUAUACCAAAGUGCUUGAGGAAGAAGCUGCUUCUGUCUCCUCUGCAGAUACAGGGCUCUGCUCUGAGGCCUGCCUCUUCCGCCUAGCCCGCUGCCCUUCCCCUAAGUUGCUGCGUGCCCGCUCAGCUGAGAAACGACGCCCUGUGCCCGCCUUCCAGAAAGUUCCCCUGCCCUCAGGCCCUGCACCUGCCCACUCCCUGGGGGAUCUGAAGGGCAGCUGGCCAGGCCGGGGCCUGGUCACUCGUUUCCUCCUGAUGUCCAGGAAGGCCCCAGACCCCACUGGGCCUGCAGCUCGUGGGCAGAAGCAGGUGCCCCGGAGCCCGUGGAGCCGGUCAGGCCGAGAGAGCCUCCACCUUCGUAGCUGUGGUGAUCUGAGCUACGGCUCUUCCCUGCGGCGCCUCCUGUCCGGCCGCCGGCUGGAGCGUGCCGCCCGCCCCCACAGCCUGAGUCUCAAUGGGGGCAGCCGGGAGACCGGGCUCUGACCUGAGCUGCUUGUCACACUGAACAGAUCCAGAUGACUGCUGGGGCCACAGGCACCAUCUGGUUGGGACCAGCAGCCCCCAGCGCCCCCUUGCACUGGCUGGCACAAAAAUCUGCUGUUACCGCCCCCCCGCCAAGAUGUCCCUUUUCCUCCUACCUUUGGGAGCUCCUGCUGCUUGCCUCUGCCCCUCCGGACUGGGCGUUUCUGACCUGUGCUGCAGGGGUGUUGGGGCUUGGGGGGAGGGGCAGACGCCCUAGUUUACAGCACUCCCGUCCCUGCGGUAUGAACGUGGUUCCUUGUGAUGAGUGGGAGCACUCGGGCCCCAGUGUUAAGUAGAGCGGAGGUGUGCCUGUGGGCCAGGUGGUGAGGCAGGCCCGGGGCGGCCGACGUCUGAGCGGCUCCAGCUCCACCGCCUCUAGCUGCAUGAACCUGGGCGAGUUAUUUAAUAACCUCGAUUGCCUCAUCCGAGAAACAUUGUGAAGAUGAAUGUUUGUAAAGCUCUUACCACCUAAGUACGCCUUCAAUAAAUUCCCACUUUCCCCUUCUCUCCGCAUCGUUCUGUGUCAACAAGGAAAUCUGCCCUCCUAGUCCUCAUAUCUAAAACGACCCUUUCAAGCCUCUGUUUCUUUCCAGCAACCACAGGACCUCUGCUGCUUUCACAGCAAAUGCUUUUCUCUUCCCUCCACUCCUGCACCUCUAUCCUCUCCUCGCUGCCAUUACGCGCUCUCCCCUGCCUCUCCCAGCCACUGCCCUUGACAAUGCUUUCUGUGAUCAAAGUGGUUUUAGAUCCAGCGACCAUUUCUCUGCCUGCAUCUCAUUUGACC